GGCGGCGGCGGCGGCGGCGGGGAGCCCCACGCCCCCACGGGCGCCGGCAACCACAGCCAGCGGCAGAACACACUGACUGCAGAGGACCACUCUCCUGAAGCCAGCUUCACCCUGAACCCCGAGGAGCGACGAGAAUACCCCGAUCUCCAGGCUGCCCACCGGCCAUUCCCCAAGGAGCGGUUCAGGCCGGAGRGCGGGCACACGUCCUUGCAAAGAGAUGGACCCAGAUCUUUCCUCCUGGAUCUCCCAAACUUCCCUGACCUGUCAAAAGCAGAUAUCAAUGGGCAGAACCCCAACAUCCAGGUCACCAUCGAGGUGCUGGAUGGCCCCGACGCCGAGGCAGACAAGGAGCUGCAGAAGGAGAGCAGCAAGCCCAGCUGGCCRGCCCCAUCGCCCGACUGGAGGAGCUGGUGGCAGAGAUCCUCCACCCUGACCCGCAUGAGCAGCGGUGACCAGGACUACAAAUACGACAGCACCACCGAGGACAGCAACUUCCUAAACCCUCUCGGUGGGUGGGAUGGCCGUGCACCCAGUCACCGGGCRUUCGAGCCCAAGGAGCAGCCCGAGUAUGAUUACAUCGACGGCGAGGGCGACUGGAGCCCGUGGUCGCCGUGCAGCGUCACCUGYGGCAGCGGCAACCAGAAGCGCACGCGGUCCUGCGGCUACGCCUGCACGGCCACCGAGUCCCGCACCUGCGACCGGCCCAACUGCCCAGGGAUCGAAGAUACCUUCCGGACAGCUGCCACUGAAGUGAGUUUACUUGCWGGGAGCGAAGACUUCAACGCAACCAAACUGUUUGAAGUUGAUACUGACAGCUGUGAGAGAUGGAUGAGCUGCAAGAGCGAGUUCCUGAAGAAAUACAUGCACAAAGUGGUCAAUGAUCUCCCCAGCUGCCCGUGCUCCUACCCCAGGGAAGUUGCCUACAGCACUGCUGAGAUCUACGACCGGCUGAAGAGGAARAGCUUCCGCUGGAAAGACGCAAGUGGCCCGAAGGAGAAGCUGGAGAUCUACAAGCCCACGGCGCGGUACUGCAUCCGCUCCAUGCUGUCCUUGGAAAGCACCACGCUGGCGGCACAGCACUGCUGCUACGACGACAACAUGCGGCUAAUCACCAGGGGCAAAGGGGCAGGGACGCCCAACCUGAUCAGCAUCGAAUUCUCAGCAGAACUCCAUUACAAGGUGGACAUUCUGCCUUGGAUCAUAUGCAAAGGCGACUGGAGCCGCUACAAUGAAGCCCGGCCUCCCAACAAYGGGCAGAAGUGCACAGAAAACCCGUCAGACGAAGACUACUACAAGCAGUUUCAAGAAGCGAGGGAAUACUGAGAUUUUCCUCUUCUUCAGACACAAAAUAGCAUUCGUUUCCUGGAUGCCAAAGAACUGAUGAUGGCUGCUGCAUUGGCUCCUUGGCAGGGGUCGAUCAGUUCCUUUCUAAUGAAUGUAUAUAGUUGUAAUAUAAUACGUAUUUUUCACAGUGUGUGUAAUUUAUAAACGCGUAUCUCUCUGUCUCACACACACACACCUAUUUUUGCAUACAUAAAUCUUGUCCUGAUAGGAUUUUAUACCGCAAUAACGUUCAUGUAAUAAUGUGCAUUUCAUUUUAUUUCCCAUCUGUAACAUAAUGGAGGGGUUGGGGGGUAGCUGCCAUCACCAUCAGGCCCCAAGGCCCCAGCUGAGGAGGCACAUAUUUAAAAGUUGUUAUAAACAAUGGGAUUGAAGAAUGUACUCUUCCAUAUGGGAAUGGUUUACAAGAUUAAUGCACCUACAGCAUCAGUUUUCUCUAUAAUUGAUUUCAUGACUAGUCAUGUCUAAGAAGGGAAAAUUUUUUUGGAAGGGUAAUAGUCAAAAAUGAAUAUAGAGAAUCCCURGCAAUCUCUUUCUCUUGGAAUUCCUCCUGUUACCUUCCAGCUCAGGUCUUUGCAGUCCAUCUGGGGUAGGCUUGCAGGAAGAUGUAGCUAUGGAUUUCCUACGAGCCAGAAGAUGUCCUGAUGCAGCUGUUCUGCUAGAGAUGCAAACRUCCCACUCCUGGGACAUCUCAGAUGCAGAGCUGCAGCUGUUGGGGUUUACGGCUUUUGCUGGGGAGAAGACCUGCAGGGCAGCUACCUGUGAACUGAGCAUGCUGAAAGGCUUUGGAGGAGUGAGGGCAGAGAAGGAAUCCAUGCCAAAGGACAAAAAACCCCCCACAGUUUAUUCCCGGUUUUGAMUAUGAAGAAUGUUUGGAUCUGCUUUUUUCUUUCUUUUAAAAAAAGAAAGAAGUUUAUUUUUUUUAGAGAACAGUACAAGUUCCCUGGGAUAAAAGAUGCAACCAGCCCUUUCCCCCCAUUUUUCUCAUGCUGAGUGCACAGUGUCCUACAGAAGUAGCUAUUCUUUAAGGGAAGCUCUCUGGAGGGAGCUAUCGGUGACUUAAAAUGUCUUAAUUUUUUUAAAAAGCUAGCAUUAUUUUUGUAAAGUAUUUAUUGAAUUGUAACAAUGACUCACAUGUGGGAUAUGUCUCUGACAUGAAAGGCUUCUGUAGAUGGAACUUGAUUUCCAAGAAYGCAACUGUUGUUAGGAAAAGGUUUUAUUUCCAAAUUUUUAUAAAGUGCAAGUUGAAAUACAUAAUCCUGUCAUUAAGCAGCUCGUACCUGCCUUCUGAUGAAAGGUAGAAGUUACACUCCGGGUAAAUAAAUACUUCCAGUUCCAUCCUGCGAACGACUGCCUUGCUGCAAGUGGGUGUCUUCAUUUGGAAAACCAAGGCUAAAUGUCACUAGARAAAUGCCUAUUUUGGGGUUAUGUGGUCUGACACACACAUGUGGAACCUCGCACAGUGCUGAAGCCGACUGGCAUCGCAGUCAGUCUGAGCUCAAAGAUCCAAGACAGACACCAAAGACAAUUCCCUCCGCUGUAUACAGACACGCACAGAUGAUAUUUAAGGUCCCCUCCACCCCAACCAAACCCUUCCAUGGCAUCCUGUAAAUCUUCUCCCUGUCUCUGCUGGCCUCUCAGGUCUGGCUGAUUGUGAGCUCAUGGAUGAGUACAUGGUGUCCUCAGCACUAACACGGGCACAGUGACCCCGCUGGCCUGGGCAGKGUUGGGUUCCUGUGGGUUCUCCCCGGUGCAAACCCCAACCGGGGGGUUCCGAGAAACUGGGGCCAUGCACCCCAAUCUGCCCCAUGGCUCUGCCAAGCUGCAGAGCCCCAGCAUUGUGCUUUGGCUCCAGGGCACCAGAAACCAUCCAGGCCAAGCCACUGCACAUCUGCCACAGCGACUGCUCCGCUGAGGUCACCUCGGCAGCUGGAAAACUUGGCCAGGCCAUCRGAGCAGAUCCAGACUUGAGUUGGUGGGGAAGACGUGGAUACGUUCUAGCACAAGCUGGUAGUAACAAAACAUGGUUGGUUGAGCAAGAGGGUAAACAUGGGGAUCACCCCUUAUUUUUUAUAGAAACCAGAUUUUGUAAAUUCUUGCAAGGUCAUAAGAAGGCGCCACUAGCUCGUGGAGCCAGUUAAAUUGACAGCAGAUGGAUGAAAGGCACAAGGAACUCCAGGAUCAGUCACUUCACAGGGAAGACAGGUAUUUUCAGGGAGAAAGAUCUGCUUCUUACUUAGCAGUGUGGGGGGGAACAACAUUCUCAGGUUUCUCUGGGAGGCAGAUGAGAGGGCAGUUGGUCACAAUUCUUGAAAUGUAAAACACAUCCCUGCCCUUUGUGGAUUAGUAAAUUAUGGCGCUAUUGAGAAAUGCUACUACACUAUUAAUACAGAACAUAACACAUAGAGUGUCAGGGAAGAGGAAAAAUUAUUCUAAUAAAUGAAAUGACGCACAAAGUUUCAAGUCUCACCACUCGUAAUUUGCCAAGGCUGGAAACUCUGAGGGAGCCGAAUAACUUCUGAUAGGAGCUACCAGGUGUUUCGUAGGAUGAGUCCUGGAGCACAGAUUGAGAGAUUCUGCUGUCCUAAGCAACAGUUUUUAUUAAAAACAAAG
Molecule: messenger RNA, 3954 nt
Organism: Malurus melanocephalus (red-backed fairy wren)
Lineage: Eukaryota; Metazoa; Chordata; Aves; Passeriformes; Maluridae
Gene: ISM1
Product: isthmin 1
Exons: 6
Biological process (GO): negative regulation of angiogenesis
Source: RefSeq, a predicted model, not a curated record